AACAAAAGGAACCUGUUGUGCACAGAAGGCAGUGGAAUGAAGGUACGCCGCGAAUACGAAUGCCAUAAUGAACACCAAAACAAAUUAUGAAUAUGCUUCUAAUUCAUAUAACGAAGGUGUGGGAAAUGAUAGCCCAGCUGCAUUAUUAGAUAUGCUUGCAGAAGUUGCAUCUCAAACAUUACAUUCAGAAAAAAAACGUAGUAAAUCAUUAGUAUCAUCUCAAUGCAAGUCAAAACCAGAUUACAUAAAAAGAAAAAAUCAUGAAUUAUCUUUUAAUGUGCCACAGCUUUUAUCUAUGCCUGCAUCACAAUUAGUUAAACAAUUUUCUAUUUUCACAAGUGAUGAAUUGAAAAGACAAUAUUCAUAUACAUGUGCUCUUGUCGUUGGAUGUGGACAAAAAUAUACUAGUUUUGCAAGUGAAGGUAGAGCAAGAAUGUCUAUUAAAGCACAUUUAGCAGAACAUUUAGAAUAUUUAAAAACUAAUAAAGAAGCUUAUAAAAACUUUACUGCAAGAUCAGUAAGUUAUAAAAAUUACAAAACAAAUCCCCAAAACAAGAAAAGCAGAUUACAACAAUCACGAAAACCACAAGAAACAUUAAAUAAGGAGAAUAAAAAUAUUAUUACAGAAAAAUCAACUAAUUAUUUAAGAAAUAUUCUAUUAAAUGAUUCUACUUUUAAAGAAUUAGAUAAAAAUAAAAAUGUUGAAAAAAUGGAAAAUUCUAAAAGAAUAAAUAAUCCUGAACAAAAAGAUACAGAAAAAAUAGAUUUUAAAGUUUUUGGAGAUCAUAGUUAUUUUGAACGUUUAAAAGAUGAAAUUCCUAACAAGAAAGAAACAUCACUUUUUAAUAAUUCUCUUGAAAAUACAACAGAUGAAAAUAUUGUAUUUAUGAUUGUUGGUACUGAUAAUGUUCAUAUGAAAGAAUAUCCAUGUAUUAAUAAAAGAUUUUCAGAAAAAAUUAAUCAAAAAUCUGAAACUAUCUAUUUACCAGAAAUAUCAUGGUCAUCUGAAAAUGAUAACAAAGGCACAGAGAUUAUAACUAGUAAACCUAAAGGAAAAGCAAAAUUUAUAGGUACUAGUAAAGAAGAAAGAGAAAUGGCAUUAGCUUUUAUGGAUCGUAUCAAAAAAAAAGGAAAUCCAACUGGAAAUAAUCUCGAAUGUCGGAUUUGUAAUCCUCCUCGAAGUUUUACAGCACCUACAACUUUAGUAUCUCAUUAUCGUAGUCAUGCUGGAAUAAAGCCAUAUGAAUGUCGUAUCUGUAGAGCAGUUUUUACAAGAAGACAUAGCUUAAAAUAUCACAUGUUAAUUCAUCAAAAUCAAACGCGAUUUACAUGCGCAGAUUGUGGAAAGAAAUUUAGACACCCAUCGCAUUUUAGAGAACACCGACGUAGACAUACUGGAGAAGCACCAUUUGGAUGUGAUGAUUGUGGACAACGAUUUAAAACAAGAAAUACUUACAAACGUCAUUUGAAAACUAGACAUGGAAAAGUUUUAACAACAACCGGAGAAUUGUUAUAUCUUUCAGAAGAAGAUUUUCAAAAAGUUCGGACUAAUAGAAAAAAAAAAAAUACAAAUAAAGAUCAAAUAAUAAAUGAGGAUAUAAUUGCAACAAAAAUCAUGCAUUGUCAAAAUAAUAAUAAUCAACUGCAAGAUAUUGCAAAUGAAGAAUAUAGUAUAAAUAAUGAUACUACUAUUAGCAAUAAGAAUUGGAAAUCGAGUGAUACAAUACAAAUUAUUAAAAAUUGUUUUGAAACUUAUGAGGUUUGUUCAGAACCUCAUUUAAAUAAGACUGAAUCUAUAGAGACUGAAUUAUCUAUAAAAGAUAGAGUUUUUAAUAAAGAUGAAAAUGAUUUACCAGAUGAAUAUACAAAUAAAGUACAAGAUAAAUUAUCACAAAUGCAAAGUACUUCUUAUAUUAAAUUAGAGAUAAUUAAAGAUGGAAGCAAUCAAAUUAUAUAUCAUGAUAAUGUUGAAUCAGAUCAACCUGAAAUAAUUUAUCACAAUAUAGAUGAAACACCAUCAUAUAUUAAAUUAGAAUAUAGCAAUUUAGUUAAUGAUAUACAAAAUGAGAACAGUUUAGAAUUUCAAAAAAAAUUUAAAUUUUCAGAACAUCAAAUUAAAAAUCCCAUACAUAUAAUUAAUGAAAAUUAUUUUAAUAAUGAAUCUAACUUUGCAAGUGAACAACAAAUGAAAUUAAUACAAGUAAAUACACAUAUUAAAACAAAAAACAAAGAUAGCAAUAAACACAUAGUUCUUACUCAAGAAGAUAUAAAAUAUGAGAAAGAAAAUGAUGAUAAUAUGACUCUUAAAUCUUUUCCUGAAAUGGAAAACCAUGAGAGUAUUGUAUCGGAAAACUUCAUAAAUUUAAAUAAUUUGCAAGAAAUUAAUCAAGUUACUGAUAAUACGAUAUCAAUAUUUACAGAUACUUUAAUAAAACAAAAUGGAGAUUGUUUAUUACAAGAAAAUAAAAAAUUAAAUAACUAUCAAGCAAUUAUAUCAAAUUUAAUAAAGAAUCGAAUGAUUACAUCUUCAAAUUAUUCUUUUGAAAAAGAUAAAAAGUUUUUUAACCAAGCUGAACAUUUAUAUAUUCAUAAUGAACCCUUAACUAGUAUAAUAGUUCAAAAUAAAUGCAUAAAUAUAUUUCCACAAAUUCAAUCAAAAAUACAAUUAAAUAAAAGUAAAAAAUUUACAUUUUUAAAUAAACAUAUGCAAGGUAUUAAUGUAAAGGAAAAUGAAAAUCAAAAUACAAUUUUAUUAUUAGCUAAUAAUGCAUUACAAAAUAAUAUUUUUAAAAUUGAUCAAAAUAACACUGCCGAUAAUGAAAUUAAAAAACAAAUAUUUGAUGAAAGUAAGUAA
This is a messenger RNA of Apis laboriosa (Himalayan honeybee), 2854 nucleotides long. RefSeq lists its product as uncharacterized. NCBI's taxonomy places the organism in Eukaryota, Metazoa, Arthropoda, Insecta, Hymenoptera, Apidae. The transcript is spliced from 6 exons. Gene Ontology annotation, cellular component: chromosome. Gene Ontology annotation, molecular function: chromatin insulator sequence binding. Bases 68 to 2854 code for a protein of 928 amino acids. Gene Ontology annotation, biological process: regulation of transcription by RNA polymerase II. The record is from RefSeq and is a predicted model, not a curated record.